GCUGACGUCAACCAUCAGAAUGAUCGCUCGUUCAUAUCCGGGUCCCCGGCCGGCUUCCCCGGGCCGCGCUCGGACACGCUCGGCAGCAGAGCACUGAGGGGGAGCGGGCAGGAUAGGGCGACCGCCCAUACGUCCGGAGGCGGCUGGCAGCGGCGAGUCGGCAUGCACAGAAUGCCCGCCACCUCAGUGGAGCCCGCCUACUCCCGCUGCUCCCCAUGGAGAUCGCGCUGGUGACUCUGGAAAACGGCGGUGGCGGGGCCAUCUCGGCCGGCGAGGAUGCCACGGCCGGCAGCUUCGGCGGUAGCACCGGGGCUUGGCGACAGCGCGAGCUACUCCGCCUCGCGGGGUCCACGUCUGUCGCAAGACUGAGCGACGGCAAGGUGGGUACGCCACCGGCCUCAUCGCCGCCGCAGGUGGACGAGGAGCGGGAGAAGUCCCCACCGGUCCUCCGAGGAAGCGGCAGGAGGCUCUGCAGCAGCAGUGAGGGCAGCAUCAACGUCCGAGCGGCGUCCGGACCACUACCGCAGCCACAAGCUCUGCGCCUCCGGCCGGCUGCUGAAAUGGAUCUCGCGGAGGAGGGGGGUCACCACUGGGGCAUAACCAUGGCAGCGGCCGGUGAGGAGGAGGAGAUGAAAGCAGUGAGCCGGGGCGCCAUGCACCAUCAGCGGGUUCUAAUCAACAUCUCUGGGCUGCACUUCGAGACUCAGCUGGGCACCCUCAACCAGUUUCCUGACACACUGUUGGGAGAUCCUGAUAAGCGUAUGCGGUAUUUUGACCCGCUCCGUAAUGAAUACUUCUUUGACCGCAACCGGCCCAGCUUUGAUGGCAUCCUCUAUUUCUACCAGUCUGGGGGCAAGCUUCGGCGGCCUGUCAAUGUCUCCAUUGAUGUCUUUGCUGAUGAGAUCCGCUUCUACCAGCUGGGCAAGGAGGCCAUGGAGCGUUUCUGGGAGGAUGAGGGUUUCAUCAGAGAGGAGGAGAAGCCCCUUCCCCACAGUGAGUUUCAGCGCCAGGUCUGGCUCAUCUUUGAGUACCCUGAAAGUUCCAGCUCAGCCCGGGCCACUGCCAUUGUCUCUGUGUUGGUGAUCCUUAUCUCCAUCAUCACCUUCUGCCUGGAAACUCUGCCUGAGUUCAGGGAUGAACGAGAGAUACCUAUGUCUUUGCCCUCACAAACUGGGGGUUUGAACUCCACAGCUGGAGACACUCCAUCCAUGCAGUCACCAAGUAACCUCUCUGACCCCUUCUUCAUCAUCGAGACCACUUGUGUCAUCUGGUUCACCUUUGAGCUCCUUGUGCGUUUCUUCACCUGCCCCAGCAAGCCUGAGUUCUCCCGCAACAUCAUGAACAUCAUUGACAUCGUGGCCAUUAUCCCCUACUUCAUCACCCUGGGCACAGAAUUGGCCAAUGAGCAACAGCAGCCUGGGGGUAGCAGCAGCAAUGGGAGUGGGGGCCAGCAACAAGCCAUGUCCUUGGCCAUCCUCAGAGUCAUCCGCUUGGUCAGAGUCUUCAGGAUCUUCAAGCUUUCCAGGCACUCCAAGGGGUUGCAGAUUUUGGGACAGACUUUGAAAGCCAGCAUGAGAGAGCUGGGCCUCCUCAUCUUCUUUCUCUUCAUUGGAGUGAUCCUUUUCUCCAGUGCUGUCUACUUUGCUGAGGCUGAUGAUCCUGAGUCUCAUUUCUCCAGCAUCCCUGAUGCUUUCUGGUGGGCUGUGGUGACCAUGACCACUGUGGGCUACGGGGACAUGCGACCUGUUACUGUGGGGGGCAAGAUUGUGGGCUCCUUAUGUGCCAUAGCUGGAGUGCUCACCAUUGCCCUGCCUGUCCCUGUUAUUGUGUCCAACUUCAACUACUUCUACCACCGAGAGACUGACCAUGAGGAUCAAUCUAUGCUCAAAGAAGAACACAGCAGUGCUCAGGGCAGCGUAACUGGGGUAGAUGGAAAGAGAAGAACCAGUAAAAACUCUCUGAACAAAUCUGUUGUGCACUUGGAAAAUAAUGAAGGGUUCAAAAGCAGCACCAGCCCUUUAGAGAAAAACAGUAUCAAAGCUAAAAGUAAUGUAGAUCUCAGAAAAUCACUCUAUGCCCUCUGUUUGGACAGCAGCAGGGAAACAGACCUGUAAGGAAAGGAGAGAAUUGUAGUUAAAAGAUGCAGCAGAAUUUGUUGGUGUCAGAAACUUGCUACUUUAUCUAUUUUCCUACCAGUUAUUUUGUUGCUUGGUUUUUCAUUUUUUUGCUUUAAAUCAGGCUAUAUUUUAUAAUUUGAUCAUUGUCCUGAGCAGUCCUCCAGAAAUAAAUGUUUUUAUAUUCUUUUUCCAUGACACAAAUGGUCACCUGUUUUUAAAAUAGAUUAUGUAAACUAUUCUUUAUUAUGCAGGAGCUGGUAAAUUAUGAAAAUGCAAAAUCUGAUUUGUAGAAACUUUUAUUAGCAAAUCAUAGUUGGCUUGAAAUGGUCAUUUGUAAUCAAUACAUUUUCUGCAAAUUGUUAAAGAGCUGGGGGACGUGUGCAGAGAAUGAAUGAAUUUUGGAGUGGGAGGGAACAAUGAGAGGGUUUUGUACUGUAGUUUCAAACUGAAAAUAUUCCAAUUUAUUUUGUAUCUAUAUAACAUCAUUUUUGCGUGAAAAGGAAUUUCUUAUUCCUGAGACGUAUCACUCCAUUAAAGCACUAGGAAGCUGGCAGAUCAGCACUUGUAGAGUUUUUCACUUGUGAUCACUACAGAUCUGCUUGUCUAGUAUGAAAAGUGCUUUAAGCACAGAAAUUUUUUAUUACUGAUGAGAUAUUAGUUCAUUGUGAGCCUUAAAUUAUUAAACAUUGUAGAUACACUUCUUUAUAAAUAACUUUAUUAAUCACCUUACAGUUUUAGAAUUUCUAAAUAUUCUGCCUCGUGCUUUCUGUCCUCCCCAAAAGAAGCACAUAUAUUAUAGUUUUAUAGUUUUGUUUUUGAGACUAAAAUAAAAAAUAAAAUAAUAAUAAUAAUAAAAAAAACGAAAAACUGCCUGCUCUUACUAGAUUUGAUCCAAGUGCACAACAGAUCAAAACCAUUAGGUAGUGAAUAGGUGUGACAGUAGUAACACAUGAAAGUAGAAUAUAUACUAUGUUUAUUCCACACUCUGGGUUAUUUUGGCACAUACAUCAGUCACCUUCACGUAUCUGUACAAUUUAUGUACCGAGCUCAUUGUUUUUUAAUUACCAUAGACUGGAAAUAGAUGGGAUCAACAGAGUCUGACAUGGCAUGCCUUGCUACUUAAAUAACCACUGUGUGGAUUAUACCUUGGACUUGGGCGGAAUGCAUCACCUUUCACCAAAACACAUCCUUCUUUUAUUUCCAAACCAAAUCUUUCCAGUGCAGUGGAUUUUACAGUUAAGAUAUUUUUGAAAGACUAAUGAUAAAUUACCUUCAUCCUGUUAAUUCAGCACUUUACAACUUACUAAUGAAGACUGACAAAAAGUUGCUUCCUUGAAUCAAGGAGUUGUGUGACUACAUUUCUUGGAAUGGACACUCUCUUUUCCCCUCAGUCUCUUGUUGUAUUGUUGAAGGAUGUUUCAUGCCUUUGUCAAGUUGAAUGGCACAGCAAGACUAGCAGAAAGAAAAGUCCUUCUUAUCAGUGCUCCAGGCCCUAAAUUCCAUUUGCUAUCUAUAGGUGUGGAAGGCAGUUGGCAUAACUCAGGACGAGGCACAGGUAAGACUGAAAAUGACCCACACUGCUCAAUAUGUAUGUAUGUCGUGUCUCUUGUCAGAUUUAAUAGCCAUUGAAUGAAGACUAACUUAAUCCUGAGAAGUUUGAACAAUACUUUACCUUUCCUAGCAGGAAAAUACACUGAUCAUCUGAAAUUUGGGCCAGAGAAAUGCCUGCUGCACUCUUUCUUGAUUUCAGUUGUGUUGGGCUACGAAGGCCUAAUCCUCUGCUAUUGAAUUAAAUUGAAAUGUAUGCACUGGCUUUAACAAAUGUAGAAUCAAGCGGCAUUGAUGCUACUUUCAGUAGGAGAUGGUAGGAAGAAUUGAUGCAGAUGGGACUUGUGGCUUUCCUUAAGAAAGUUAUCUGAGAAGUUUAAGUGACAAAGUGAUGUUUAAAGACAUUGUAUAACACCACGCUAAUAUUCAGUAUUUGAGAAUAUAGCUGGAAUAACAAUCUGUUCCAAGUUUUUACAGCCUGAAGUUUGUAUGUAUGGAUAGUCUGGAUAUUUUUCUCAAUGCCCUGUCUCUUUGGAAUCCAGCUAAGUUUUUGCCACGGAAAUUUCACAUCACUAAUUUCCAUAAUUCAAUUACAAUCUAUAUAAAGAACUAUUUCCUGUUUUUAAACUUUCUGCCACAUAUUUUACUGAAUGUUCCUGGCAUAUUUUAUAUCAGGGAACCCAGUCUUUCCUAGAACGGUCAGUUUGACUGUGUAUCGAGGCCCUGUAUCAUUGGCAUAUUUUCUGUAAGCAUUCUCAUAGGCUUUGAACUCCAGCACCUAAAGCUGUUCACAAGAUCCGUAAUGGGGCUAAUCUACUAAUUAAUGUGAAGACAACUUUACCUUUUUUGCUUCAUUUUCCUUUCCACAUGUAGCCUGACAUCUUUGUACCUUUGCUUGUCGCUUUCACAGUGAUCACAAGCUUUCAUUUAGCAGGUACCGAAGGCUACAUUUCUGGUUUUGUCAGGAACUGAAGCAGAGCACUGAGCCAAAGUGGUUGCUGUCAAGUUACAUAACUUUCUGGUUAGCUUCUCUUUGAACUGUAUGUAUAGACAUAUCUCAUGGUGCU
This is a messenger RNA of Tympanuchus pallidicinctus (lesser prairie-chicken), 4732 nucleotides long. RefSeq names its product potassium voltage-gated channel subfamily A member 5-like. The record is from RefSeq and is a predicted model, not a curated record. Gene Ontology annotation, molecular function: protein binding; delayed rectifier potassium channel activity. Gene Ontology annotation, cellular component: membrane; voltage-gated potassium channel complex. The coding region runs from base 216 to 2114 and encodes 632 amino acids. NCBI's taxonomy places the organism in Eukaryota, Metazoa, Chordata, Aves, Galliformes, Phasianidae. Gene Ontology annotation, biological process: potassium ion transmembrane transport; protein homooligomerization. The transcript has 2 exons.